AUGCUGCAGAAUAGAUUUACCGAUAACAUUAAGAAAGGCCUUACUACAGAGAAUGAAUAUGCAAGAAAUGGGUUAAGUUGGCAAGAAUGGGUAAUAAAGAAAGCAUACAAAAAUAAGGAGAGACUAAAAGAAAAGAAGUUUAAUGUGGAAGCUGAGAAACAAAAGCAAGACUCUACUGCUAUUGAAAAGGAAAGACAGAGUUUGAAGGCAAAAAAUAGUUACAGAAAAUGGCUAAAAUCUCUAAAGCAAAAGGAGGAGCAAGCAGCUAGUUUUCACGCCAGAAAAGCUAUUAAGACCAAAGAAGAAAAUUUAAUAAGGAAAGAGGAACUCGGAAAGAAGGCUGCUGCGAUAUACGAAGAAUGGAUAAAUAAGAAGCGAAUGCAAGAAAGGCAGAAACAGAAGAAAUUUAAUGAAGAGAGAACGGAAGUUCUAAAAAAUUUUGAACGUCGCAGACGUGAAAGUCAAGAAGCAUACAGAAUGUGGCUAGCAAGAGCGAAACCAAGUUCGCCUUCAAAUUAUAUAGCGUACGGAUAUAUCAAUGGAACUUUAACUAGUUAUUAUGACUCUUCAGCUAAGCCAAAACCGUCGUAUUUUAAUCCUAUUCCCUGGGAUUGCGGGAUAGUCGAUUUUACCCUUGAUUCACAAUCACGUAGAUAA
This is a messenger RNA of Trichoplax adhaerens, 657 nucleotides long. RefSeq lists its product as uncharacterized. Bases 1 to 657 code for a protein of 218 amino acids. The transcript has a single exon. The record is from RefSeq and is a predicted model, not a curated record. NCBI's taxonomy places the organism in Eukaryota, Metazoa, Placozoa, Uniplacotomia, Trichoplacea, Trichoplacidae.